This is a messenger RNA of Miscanthus lutarioriparius, 1068 nucleotides long. NCBI's taxonomy places the organism in Eukaryota, Viridiplantae, Streptophyta, Magnoliopsida, Poales, Poaceae. The record is from the annotation of a GenBank genome assembly.
AUGCAGACAUCAAUUGAUAUUCUGGAGCUCAACCGCUUGAGGCGUGGUCUUCUUCUUGAUGCCUACAUUUGGGAUCGGAGGCAGGAAUGGAAAGCUGAUUUGCUUUCUGGGGAUACUGAGAUUGGGAAAUCUUUAGGAAGUCCAAGGAGAUCUUUGUUAUCCAGAGAGGGCCAUUUGAAUGAUAAUGAAUACAGUGUUGCUGAUACAAAUUUAGAGAUUUGUUUGGAGGGUCAUCCUGUGGAUGAUGCAGAGGAUCUUGACAAAGUCUACAACAAAUUCAAUGGAGGGAAAAAGUGGCCUAUAUCUGAAUCUACUGAUGGUUUGGAACCUGUUGAGAGGUUACCCUCACUUGCAUCGAUUUUUUCUGAUAAUAUCAAUUUGGCAUGGACUGGGUCUUGUGAUUUGCAGCAUGAUCUUCCACAAGCUUUCACCAAAAUUGAUGGCAAUGUAUCCUUUAAUUUGGACAGUCCAAACUACGACAAUAUAGUAACCCCUGUUAGAAUUCACUCGUUUAAUUCUACACUGGGGUUGCGGCAGAGAGAACGAACUGGAUUAGCUCCAGCUUCUUUGCAUCUACCAUCAUUCAAAUCUGCUGAGUACUUUGGGGGUAUGACAAGCAUCCUGAAGGACCCAAUGCCAAAUAUACGAAGGGCCUGUUCUCAAAGGUCUCCUGGGGUGAUAGAGAAAUUAAAUGUUGUUCUUGCACGCACACCCACAUAUAUCUCAUCUGCUUCAAAUAUGAUCGAUGAUGGGGCACGGUUACUAUUACCCCAAAUUGGAUAUGAAGAUGUUGUCGUGGCAGUAUAUGAUGAUGAGCCCACCAGUAUUAUAUCAUAUGCCAUGACAUCAGAAGAAUAUGUACAACAAGUAACACACAGACUGAAUUCCAGUUUGAGUUUUUCUCAUCUGCCAAAUACUACUGAGAUCAGCAGCCAUGGACUUGAGGCGUCCUCACCCUCUCAACAAGACCAUUUGCAUUCGAAAGGAACUCAUUUUAAGUUUUCCUUUGAUGAUGACUCACCGAUUUCUCCAGAUAAAACAAAGUUCUCUGUGAUCUGCUAUUUUUGA